UUGAGGCGGCCUGAUGGAGGCGGAUUGGACAGACUGAACACAGCUGACACGAGCUGACUCAAAACAUUUACAUAUACAUACAUAAAGCGUUCACAUUUUCUGUGGACACUCUGCAUUUCAGCGCAGCAAUCAUUGUUUCUCCUGUCUGAAGUGUUCCUGAGAGUCGCAGCCCUGCAUUCCAAAAAGGAAGACGAGUACUUCACCAUGAGCUCAGACGAUGGUGACAUGGAGAACCAGGCUGAGCUGGAAGAGAAGACAAGGCUGAUCAACCAGGUGCUGGAGCUGCAGCACACUUUAGAGGACCUGUCUGCCCGGGUGGACGCCGUCAAAGAGGAGAACCUGAAGCUGAAGUCGGAGAAUCAGGUUCUGGGUCAGUACAUCGAGAACCUCAUGUCUGCCUCCAGUGUCUUCCAGACCACUGACACCAAGAGCAAACGAAAGUAAGGAGAGCCUCGGAGAACCUUGAUCUAGAACCUAGAACACUCUACCCCCCCCUCCCACACACACACACACACACACAUUACAUAACCCCAACCAUCCUGGAAUACUGGACUCUGAUCAUUAACACCAUGGGCCCCUGGAUGCUGCUGAAGCCUCAAUCAUGCUUUUGCAAAUAUCCUGACAGUUUUGAAAGAUGGGUAUUUGUCAUCAUACUUGCACUGCUCCAUAAUGUGCGCAUUAGGGGGCAGUAUUGCAUCUCUAAAAUUAGAAUAUAGAGGAAAUGAACACAAAAGAAAGCUGAAACACAUUUUCAGUCCUGGACAAAUCAGUCAGGAAACAAAUCUUUGUUUUAAUUCGAUUAACACCAUUUUAAGCUCAACUUAUCUGCAGAUAUGCACAGCAGCUUUUUGAAAGUUAGAAGGUGAACAUAUGGUGGGAGCUUUGGUGACGUGUUUACAUGUAUCCUUUCAGAAGCAUGUUUUAGACUGAAGUCAGCUGAAACUCAGAUCUACAGCUAUUCAUCUCUCAACCCAAACAUCUUGAGUCCCAGUAACCUUCCUGCUAAACAACUGCUAUAUAUGGAGCUAGCAUCCCAAACCAUCAACAGAUAGCAGAUGUUAGAAGUUCUAUUAGUAAAUGUUAGCACUGAUGACAGAGUCUGACAAACAGCUAAAACCACACAGUAACAGUUUGGCCUCACCAGUUUCUGUGCAAAACUUCCCACCACCUUAUUAAAAUCCAGGGCUCUGAACAGAAAACAAGAUGCUAAUAGCUAAUCAUCCACUCUAACAGGAAGCUUUACUUUUUUGGGGAUACUGAAACAUAUCUAUGCCUUACCUUUGCAAUGAGUGCCGUUAAAGGAUAGGUCCACAUGUUUUCAAGUCUGUCAUAAAACUAUACUCACGUUCCCAUAUGAACAUUGAAACAGUUUUUUAUCGUUCUAAUCAUUUCUUCUGUUCAAGCUGGCCAUUAAAAGAUUCCUUCUUAAUAAGGCUCCAGUGGAAGUGAAUGCAAAAAAUAUAUUCCAAAGUUUAUCUGAAGUUAAAAUGAGGUUUCAGCAAUCUGAGUUUAUCAAACCAAAUGGAGAUCUUCCAAAAAAAACUAAAUGGCCAGUAUGGCUCAGCAGCAAGCAAAACCAUGUUUCAGUGUACAAAUGAGCACCUGACUUGUUUUAAGGCAGACUUGAAAAAUUGUGAGCAAGUCCUUUAAAUGGCACAAAAUCAACUUCCUUCUCAUGGUGCUCAUCCUCUUAGCUCUGUAAUUUCAGUUUGUUUUCGACCCUGCACUUUCACACACACUGCACAAUGACAUUGCUUGGAAACCUGUCUAGAGCACGGCUGUUCAUUAUCAUGGAAAACAUGUCAGUGUCAAGAUCAUGUUGAGAUUUUAUCAAAGCCAUGUUGUCAGAUGUUCAUUGGCUCACAGAGACAAUUGGAACUGGUGAUGUUGGGCUUCCUCUUCCUCUCUCCACCACCCCUCCCUCCCUCCCUCCUUCCUCCUCACUGAACAAAAAAAACUCCAACCAACCACCCUGUUCAGAUUUUUAUAGAGUUCAAGUGUUUACGUUAAACUUCCCUUUACUCCUCGGAGCAUGAUGGAUCCGGCUUGAUGGUGAGUUUCGGCGAACACAACCUUAAGCGUUUGCUGGUGGGAAGCUGGUGAGGGAUCAUGUUUGUUGCUGCUGCCUCCCUAACAAUGGAGUCAGCAGUGACAAGGAGCACAGUGCAGGAGAAUUGGGCUGCUCCAAAUUGGGGAGAAAAAGUGAGAGAAAAAAUGUAUUUUCCUUUUGUUAUUUAUUAUAUAUUUCUGCCAUUGCCAUCAGUACAGUAGGUUUUAGAAUUUGUAUUUUUAUGUUACAUAAUAGUUUUAUUGUUACUGCUUACAACCUCUCUGUAGAGAGGAAGGUCUAAAGGCACAUUUUGAAACUGCUCAGUCUUUCAGUACAAUGUCACUAUUUUGUUGGUUUUUUUGCUGCUUUUUGAGUUACACUACUUAACAGUGACCUUCACUGUUACUGUUUAUAACCGCGACCAUGAUGUGUCAAUUUCAUUUUGAUCUAAAAGAGUCUUGUGUAUGUGCUUGUUAAACUGGCAAAGCCUAGUUUUAGUCUCUCAAUAAAUCAGUGACAAAUAUGCAUACUACAUUUUAUGCAUAAAUGUUAAAGAAGCAUUAUCUAUGAAAUCUGAAAUAUCUUUAACCCUGUUGCAUUUGUACAUUGUUUACAUAUAAUUGUUUUAUGUUGCCAUUUGAAAUGAAUUUGGUUUAAUAAAGUGAUGAUCCUUUUUGAUGAAA
This is a messenger RNA of Thunnus maccoyii (southern bluefin tuna), 2733 nucleotides long. RefSeq names its product short coiled-coil protein B-like. The record is from RefSeq and is a predicted model, not a curated record. NCBI's taxonomy places the organism in Eukaryota, Metazoa, Chordata, Actinopteri, Scombriformes, Scombridae. Gene Ontology annotation, cellular component: trans-Golgi network. Bases 205 to 444 code for a protein of 79 amino acids. The transcript is spliced from 4 exons.